GUAUGACAUGUAUACAGCGUAGAAUCUAGCGGCAGGGUGAUCGCUAUCGUUUGCGCGCUUGCUCCCGUUUCGUGCAACACCUACUUACAGUUUCAGAGCCGCAGUGCUAACAAACAUAUCUAGCUGCUUAAUUGUAUCCCGGCAUAGUGACAAUAGCAAUGGCGCGUGGCACGCUGGUUGGCGUGCUAGCGGCGGGGCUGUUGCUCUUAGCGGGCGUGCAGGGUGCGGCAGCGGCGAAGCGGCGCAACCAGCGCCAGCGGCGGGACAUCGAGCCGCGCUUUGGCCCCGUAGAGGAGCAGAUCUGGGAUUCGGGCCUCAUGGAGAAGAAGCUGCCCUUCGCCACCCUGGUGGAGAAAGGCCGGGAGUACUAUGAGGACGCGACGCAAAAGCGCUUCAAGGGCUUUGUGCUGGGCUACGUCACGCCGUGGAACAAGGCCGGGUACCAGAACGCGGUAACGUUCCGCCGCAAACUGGACGCCGUGUCGCCGGUGUGGUUCCAGAUCCGGCGGGAGGAUGGUCAGAUCAAGAUUACGGGCGGACAUGAGUACAAUAAGACCUGGGUGGAGGAGCUGAAGCAGGACGGCCCCGGCUCCAGUCCGCUGCUGGUGCCCCGCUUCAUCAUGGAGAUGGACAUGCAGGAGCAGGUGCAGGUGCUGGCAGACCCCACGGAGCUGGUCAAGGCAGUCGGCACACAGGUGGUGGGCUACAAGCUGGACGGCAUUGUGUUUGAGGGCUGGUCGCAGUGGGUGGCCUCCAACGGCAUGUCCAAUGAGCAGUUCCGGAGGGCGGCCAUGGGCACAGUCAUGAUGCUGGGGCAGACACUGAAGGCCAACGGCGACAAGAAGCUGUACCUGGCGGUGCCGCCCCUGUACCCGGCCAACGAGAAAGCGCCCUGGUUCGCGCGCGAGGACCUGGAAAUGCUGGCUGAGCACGUGGACGGCUUCAGCGUCAUGACCUACGACUACAGCACCGGCAUCGGCAAGGCCGGCCCCAGCGCGCCCAUCAGCUGGGUGCGCACAAACCUGCUGCUGCUGCAGAAGGGCGCGACCGAGGACGCACCCAAGCUGUCUGAGGCCACACACUCCAAGUUCCUGCUGGGCCUCAACUUCUAUGGCUGGGACUUUGCUCUGGCGCCGUCCGCCAAGCGAGGGCAGGGCCUGGCGGCGGUCACGGCCAACGACCUGGUGCCGCUGCUGCAGCGCCACCAGCCGGCGCUGGAGUGGGACGACCGCACCGAGGAGCACUCGUUCGAGUACACGGACAAGGAGGGCGUGCCGCACGCAGUGUGGUACCCCUCGCCGCGCAGCGUGGAGAUGCGUGUGCAGGUGGCCGAGGAGGCGAAGGUCGGCAUUUCGAUUUGGGAGCUGGGGCAGGGCCUGGAGCGAUUUUUCGAGCUCUUGUAGGGGCGCCCAUGUAGCUUAGUCAAUUGAGGAGCUGACAAUGUGUGGUGUGCAUGGACGACAUGGUGUGACCGCUGUAUGGCGCGGUGGUGUGCGUCGGCAGGAGAGGGGGAUUGGCAGGGCACGGACAGGGUGGCGGGCGGGUACCUGAGUGCGGCGGGAGCCCGUCAAACCGGGCAGCUCCGUAGGGACCGCUCUGAAAGCACACUUCAUA
Molecule: messenger RNA, 1614 nt
Organism: Chlamydomonas reinhardtii
Lineage: Eukaryota; Viridiplantae; Chlorophyta; Chlorophyceae; Chlamydomonadales; Chlamydomonadaceae
Exons: 13
Coding region: 159-1403 (414 amino acids)
Biological process (GO): carbohydrate metabolic process
Cellular component (GO): extracellular region
Molecular function (GO): chitin binding; oligosaccharide binding
Source: RefSeq, a predicted model, not a curated record